This is a messenger RNA of Acipenser ruthenus (sterlet), 3622 nucleotides long. RefSeq names its product Golgi integral membrane protein 4-like. The transcript is spliced from 16 exons. Gene Ontology annotation, cellular component: Golgi apparatus; Golgi membrane. The coding region runs from base 516 to 2567 and encodes 683 amino acids. The record is from RefSeq and is a predicted model, not a curated record. Lineage: Eukaryota; Metazoa; Chordata; Actinopteri; Acipenseriformes; Acipenseridae.
CCCAGUCUGGGUGGGUGGGACUUCCUUCACAAUUCCUGUUGGAUGUUAGCUCCUCUAGGUGACACGUAACUAAAAAACAAGGUAGCAGACAGACAGGCCUGUUACAAAGAGCAGAAAAGAUCAUUAAUUGAAUGGCUCCGUCUUACAGAAGUGUUUUUUCCCCACCUAUCCUCUAAAAAAAAAAAAAAAAAAGUAGUGAGAUGGUUGCAUCGGUGAAUUCAGAAAACCUGUGACGUGGAGCAAUAAACUUAGAGAUCUAGUUUAUAGUUACCUGAGUUUGUAGUACAAACAGAAAAACAUUUUGAGGGGGAGGGAUCGCAUCUGUGCGUGUGUGGGUUGCGAGAAAAGUUACUGAGAAAAACCAAUACAUUUACAGAGCGACCAGAGAGAUAUUUUCUGUACUUUUCCACUACCUGUUGCGAUGCAUACAUUUCGGUGCAAUACUUGAAAAAGAAAGAGCUUGAAAAGUUUGGGAUUUGUAGCCUGCGGGUCCAGGUUGUGGGGAAAGAGUGAAGAUGGGGAACGGAAUGUUUUCCAGAAGGCAUAAGCGUAUUUUUCAGUCUCUCGUGCUGCUGACUGUUAUUUUUGGACUUCUGUAUGGGGCAAUGCUGUCCUACGAAAUGCACAAACAGCUCAAAAGAACAGAGGCUAUAGCUGUAAAAUAUCAACAGCACCAAGAAUCAUUAUCUGCUCAACUACAAGUUGUAUAUGAACACAGAUCAAGAUUAGAAAAGUCAUUGCAAAAAGAAAGGCUUGAACACAAAAAGGCUAAAGAAGAUUUCCAUGUGUACAAGUUGGAAGCACAGCAAUCGCUAAAUAAAGAUAAGCAGGAUUCCACGAGCAGGUUUAAUUCCCUGAAUGUGCAACACGAAAUGUUAAAGAAUCAACAUGACGAACUAAAGAAACGGUACUAUGGCCUGCAUGAAGAGCACCAGCUGCUGAGAGAGGACCACAACAGAGCAUUAACUGAACACAAAGAUAAAUAUGAUAACCUGCAGCAAGAGAAGGAGAUUGAGAUCUCUAAACUGAAAGAAAACAUCUAUAACCUGCAUGAAGAGAAUAAGCAUAUAAGAAAAGCUCAUCAAGAUGUACAUGCUCAGCUCCUGGAUGUUAAGAAACAACACACGGAUUUAAAAUUUGAACACGAACAACUUGCACUGACUUUAGAUGAUCACAAGAGUGCACUGGCUGCUGCACAGGCCCAGGUAGAGGUGUUCAAGCAGUUUAAAGAGACCCUUAAAAAAAUGCCCAGCUUCAGACAGCCUGGACUCCACACACCAGCACCAGAGGAAUCGAGGAAACAAGGGGAGGAUGAUCAGACUCAAUACAAGAUUCACAAGGGAGGACAGCAACCAGUAGGAAACAUUGAUGACCUCCAACAGGAAGCUCCAAACAUUGGGGUCGAGCGCGAAGAACGUGACCACGCACAUCCGAGUGAGCAUGUUGUUCACCGAGAGGAAAACCGGGACAGGAGGCGGGAGGGCUUUCAGGUGCAGCCGGUGGAGGAGGAUCACCGGAAGGAGCUGGCGGAGGAGGAGAUGGAGCAGGCUGGGCUGCCAGAGCACCUGGAUGAAGAGUCUGACCAACCACAGGAAGAGGAAGAGAAGGAAGGCCACCAGAAAGAGGAGCAGCCCCCAGCACACGCUGAGCAAGAGGAAGCAGGGGUGAUUCACGAAGACAUAAAUGAGACCGCUAAGGAGCACGGCGGUGCACAGCAGCGUUUGAAAUCGGCCUACGAGGAGCAGCUGGACCAGCAGCGUUUGGUGGCUCGGCGGGAGGAAGAGGCCCGGCAGCUCAAGGAGCGCCAGGAAAGCCUCCAUCGGCAGAGACUGAGGGAGCAGAUGGACCGGCAGCAGCAGUUGAGAGACAGGGAGCUGCAGCUGCAGCGGGAAGCUGACCACAAGGAGCAGAUCCUGAGACUGCAGCAGCAGCAGCAGCAGCAGCAGCCCAGGCAACAGCCCGAGUAUGAAAAUAUUGAUGCUGAUAUUGUUCAAGGUGAUGAAGAGCGGGAUAUCCAAAAACAGGACGAUGGGCAUGAACAUCCCCAUGUUGAAGAAGGGGGGCAUGAGCAGCAGGAUGAAGACCCUGAGGAGGAACACGCAAAGGACGCAAACCCACAAGAAGAUCCAAACAAUCAGGGAGAGGACGAGUUUGAAGAGGCCGAGAAGGAGAAACGCAACAAUCUUCCAGAUGCAAACGCAGAACACAAGAAGCAUCUUGAGAACAUGGCCAAACCAGAAGUGGACGAGCAACUUGUGAUGGCUGGAAACCCAGACCAGCAAGAGGACACUCUGAAUGAGCAGUACCAGGAGGAGGGAGAGGAAGAGGUGCACAAUGACUUGGCCGAGGGGCCUAAAGUAGAACAAGAAGAGAACGAAGAAGCAUAUAAUGAAGAGAAUGAGGAAGGCGGAAACAUUAAAGAUCCCGAGGGUCCUGAGAAGGAGGAGGAUUCCCCCCCAGGGGACCACCUGAAACCAGAAUCUGAAGUAAUUGAAGAAGAGAAUUACGAAGAGGAGGUGGAAGAGGAGGAAGCCCCUGGCAAUCCCAAUCGACGGGCAGAAAUGUGAGGAAUGCCUCCUAGUAGACACAGCUUUGACUACCCGGGAUACAGAACUGAAAGUGCUGUUUUUUUAAAGAAAGUUUCAUAAUGAAUUUUUUUUUUUUUUUUGGAUAAAUAUUUUAAAAAUUGAAUAUUUUUUAAAGACUACAUCCCCCCCCCCCCCACACACACACAUUUUGUACUUAUUUUUUAUAUAAUGUUUUUUUGCUUUUUUUACACUCUAGCCCAGAACUAUUCACUAAACUGGUUACUACUUGAAAACACUGUGAACCACAGAUAAUCCCUCCUGCCCAUUUCAUACAUCAUGCAUGGAUUUCAUACAUCAUACAUGGUUUAUGAAGCCCGUAUUUCAUCAUUUCCGGUUUCCACAGCAUUAGAAGGUUAUAGACCACACUUAUUUUGCAUUUCUAAUAAUGUCCAUAUCAAUUCAAAACAGCUGAUUGCUGUUAUCUUGUGUAUCUGGCAUUUCAGUUCAUUUUUAGACAUCCAAAAAAAUAUAUUUUUAGUUGGAAAAAUAAAUAUUGAUGUAUGUGUUAUUCAAAAAAAUAUAUUGCACUGCAGUUGCUCUUUUUAUAGUAUGUGUGUGUGUGUGUAUAUAUACAAUAAUUUCAGAUUUUAGCCGCCUAUACACUGUUGCAAAAUACUAUGCUAUUGCUUCUGAACAUUUGUGCCUCCAUAGAAAUGGGUUUUUGUACAAGGUACUUUUCUACACUGUGUACUACUUUUUAAUUUAUACACCGUACAUUCCAAGCUGAUUUCUGAGAGAAAUAAUUUAUUUUUUUAGAAUAUUUGAAUUCUUCUAAGAUCAGCACCCUUUCCCAUAAUAGUAUAUUUUUGAAUUUCCUGUAAGAAAUACUUUUCAGAUCAUUGAUGGAAUACAAUGUUACAAUAGCUCAAGUAUCUCUGUAAUAUAUAAAUUUAUACAUAUUUACAUUGUGUACAUAGUGAUUCUUAAAAACAUGGAGAAGAUCUUAUAUUUGGUAAAAUCCUUUGUUUUUCAAUCGCUGCAUCUUGAGACGAAGAUGGGCUUCUUUCCAAGUAAUAAAACUGGGUUGAGGGUCA